AUGCCCACCUGGGUGGCUCGCCCACCUGGGCAUCGCUGGCCAGGCCACUGCCGCCGGACCCAGCUCUUCCCUCCCACACCGGAUGACGGAGGCUUUGAGAGCGGCGCCUACAACAACAGCGCCAUCGCCACGCCGCACCUGGAUGCCUUGGCCCGGCGCAGCCUGGUCUUCCGCAACGCCUUCACCUCGGUCAGCAGCUGCUCGCCCAGCCGCGCCAGCCUCCUCACUGGCCUGCCCCAGCUCACGGUGUCCCCGCCGCAGCACCAGAACGGGAUGUACGGCCUGCACCAGGGCGUGCACCACUUCAGCUCCUUCGAGGGCGUGCGGAGCCUGCCGCUGCUGCUCAGCCGAGCCGCCGUGCGCACAGGCAUCAUCGGGAAGAAGCACGUGGGGCCGGAGGCGGUGUUCCCCUUCGACUUCGCGCACACGGAGGAGACCGACUCGGUGCUCCAGGUGGGCCGCAACAUCACCAGGAUUCGGCUGCUGGUCCGGGAGUUCCUGCAGACGGGGGACAGCAGGCCCUUCUUCCUGUAUGUCGCCUUCCACGACCCACACCGCUGCGGGCACUCCCAGCCCCAGUACGGGGCCUUCUGCGAGAAGUUCGGCAACGGGGAGAGCGGCAUGGGGCGCAUCCCAGACUGGACCCCACAGGUCUACGACCCCCAGGAUGUGCAGGUGCCUUACUUCGUCCCUGACACCCCAGCAGCCCGGGCUGACCUGGCCGCUCAGUACACCACCAUCGGCCGCAUGGACCAAGGGAUCGGGCUGGUGCUGCAGGAGCUGCGGGCAGCCGGCGUCCUCAACGACACCCUGGUGAUCUUCACCUCCGACAACGGCAUCCCCUUCCCCAGCGGCAGGACCAACCUGUACUGGCCGGGCGCCGCAGAGCCCCUGCUGGUGUCGUCCCCGGAGCACCCAAGCCGCUGGGGCCAGGUCAGCGAGGCCUACGUGAGCCUCCUCGACCUCACGCCCACCGUGCUGGACUGGUUCUCCAUCCCUUACCCCCGCUACACCAUCUUCGGCUCCAAGACGGUCCAGCUCACUGGCCGGUCUCUCCUGCCGGCGCUGGACGCAGAGCCUGCCUGGUCCACGGUCUUCGGCAGCCAGAGCCACCACGAGGCUACCAUGUUCUACCCGAUGCGCUCCGUGCAGCGCGGGGCCCUGCGCCUGGUGCACAACCUGCACUUCAGGAUGCCCUUCCCCAUCGACCAGGACCUCUACGUGUCGCCCACCUUCCAGGACCUGCUGAACCGCACGGCGGCCGGCCGGCCCACGCGCUGGGGCGUCUGA
Messenger RNA from Myotis brandtii (Brandt's bat), 1290 nucleotides. It is a transcript of the gene SGSH, whose product is annotated as N-sulfoglucosamine sulfohydrolase. The record is from RefSeq and is a predicted model, not a curated record. Gene Ontology annotation, molecular function: N-sulfoglucosamine sulfohydrolase activity. Gene Ontology annotation, biological process: glycosaminoglycan catabolic process; heparan sulfate proteoglycan catabolic process. The transcript is spliced from 9 exons. Bases 1 to 1290 code for a protein of 429 amino acids. Lineage: Eukaryota; Metazoa; Chordata; Mammalia; Chiroptera; Vespertilionidae.